This is a messenger RNA of Metarhizium acridum CQMa 102, 519 nucleotides long. RefSeq lists its product as uncharacterized. The record is from RefSeq and is a predicted model, not a curated record. Lineage: Eukaryota; Fungi; Ascomycota; Sordariomycetes; Hypocreales; Clavicipitaceae.
AUGCGUUCCGCAGCUCUCAUCGCACUUCUGACCGUCGGUGCCUCUGUUGUGGCUGCUACUGAGCCCAGCAUCGUUACUCAGACUACCACGACGACUCGCUUUCUCACCAUCACUCACUGCGGGCCUGCUGUCACUGACUGCCCUGGGAGCAAGACCUCUGCUGUCGUUACCACUCCAGGCGUCACUCCAGGCGUCACUUCAAGCACCAUUUCGAGCAUCACUUUAAGCACCUCUUCAAGCACCUCUUCAAGCACCUCAUCGAGCACCUCAUCGAGCACCACCUCAACCCCAGUGGUCAAGACAACUGUCAAGACUUCGGUGGUUCCUCCUGCUCCUUCCAGCUCUACCUUCUACCCCGCCUCUAACACCACUGUUCCAGUUGGACCAACGGGAUCUACUACCAUCCCGGGAACUCCCACUGCACCUCCUGUUAUUCCUACCGCUGCCGCCAAUGGUUUACAUGUUCAGACCGGUGCUAUUGCCGCUGUUGUUGCCGCCGUCAUUGCUAUGGCCUAUUAG